CCAAACUGAUAUUAUUGUAGUAUGUUGCAUACUUCACAAUUUUCUCAUGGGAUUUGAUCUGAAUCAAAGUCUUAUUGAUGAAGUGGAUCGUGAAUUACUAGAUGUCGGCAAUGAGGAGUGUAAGACUCUUUCAACCGAAGAAGAAUCUAAAGAAGGGUAAAAAAUUAGAGAUAGUAUACCUAAACAAAUGUGGGAUGAUUAUGUAUUGUAGGGGAAAUAACUAAAUAUAUUUUUUGAUUUUGUUUUUGUUUUUGUUAAUGAAUACUUGUAUUAUUUAUUUUGAUUCAGUUUAUGAAAAUUCUAUAUUGUAGCAAUCUAUAUGCUCUUUAUAAAGUAUUUUUUUUUUAUCUAUUUUAUAUGAGCACAGAUGGUGAAGAAAAACAAAAGCUCAGAUGGAAAGGCAUCCACUUCUCUUCGGUGGACUUUACACAUGGACAAGGUUUUUCUUGAUGCUUUGAUCGCUAAGGACAUUAAUGGAAAUAGAGUUGAUGGUCAGUUCAUUUCAAAGGCGUAUGAAAAUGUUGUGAAGGAAUGUACUGAAAAGUUGAACCAUCCUUUUACCAAAGAGCAUUUGAAGAAUCGGCUUAAGACGAUAAAGAGUAAUUUCAAUGAUGUUUAUGAUCUUUUCAAUGCUAGUGGUUGGGGUUGGAAUGAAGAAACAGAAUUAUUUGAGAAUGUAGAUGAAGUUUGGGAUAACUUGAUUGAGGUACUUUUUCUGUCCAUGCUUUGCUGUAAUUAUUGCUUGUGUUGAUAAAUACAUUUGUUAUUUUCUGUCCAUGCUUUCUGUCCAUGGUUUUUUCUUCCAUUUUUGAGUCUACGUCUAAUGUAAAUUCUUUCUAGUAAAAAAGUGGUAGAGAUGAUAUUUAUAGUAAUUUUGUAAUCAUUUCAUUUCUGAUUUUGUUUUGGGUUUCAUAGUCAUGUUUAUUUGAUGAUUAUGCAUUGU
Chenopodium quinoa (quinoa) is the source of this 943-nucleotide messenger RNA. RefSeq lists its product as uncharacterized. The transcript has a single exon. The record is from RefSeq and is a predicted model, not a curated record. NCBI's taxonomy places the organism in Eukaryota, Viridiplantae, Streptophyta, Magnoliopsida, Caryophyllales, Amaranthaceae. The coding region runs from base 368 to 751 and encodes 127 amino acids.